AGACAUCCCUGAGCAUCCCUCUGGGGCGGAAACCCUCCGCAGAACCGAACCCUCUUCGUCUUUAUCAUCUUUUAUAUCAUCUCUUCUUCUUGCCUUUUGUGUGUAUUGUUGUUGUUGUUCUUCUUCUUAUUGCAAGAUAACUACUUAUCGUCACCAGUUUUAUGUUCAUUCAUCUCCAACAUAAUUAUUUCACACUGGCCGUAUUUCUUUCGCAGCAGUCAAUCAACCCUUCACCUGUGAUAUUUUACUACUAUCCAAAUAACCCUCACGUAUAUCACAGCCCUUAAAUUAGUUGGAAAAGAUGAACGGAAGUAAUGGAAGUAAACCACGGACAUCCAGCCUGACCGGAAAUCCUGAGGAGGAUAACAUUAUUUUGCAUUCCUUUGAUUACAUUCGAUCACUGCCUGGGAAGCAAGUACGCUCCAAGUUGUCAGUUGCCUUUAAUUACUGGCUUAAGGUGGAACCUGAAAUUUUGGACAAGGUUUGUGAUAUUGUUGAGCUACUUCAUAACGCCUCGUUGUUAAUUGACGAUAUCGAAGACGGAAGUGAAUUGCGAAGAGGACAUCCUGCUGCGCAUGCUAUAUUUGGAAUUCCUCAAACAAUCAAUGCUGCGAAUUACGUGUAUUUCAUCGCACUUGAGAGGAGUCUAGCUUUAAAGCAUCCUAAUGCUGUUGCCGUAUUCACGGAGCAACUCCUCGAAUUACACCGAGGUCAAGGGAUGGAAAUGUAUUGGAGGGAUUCCUUUAUAUGUCCGAGCGAACAGCAAUAUACUGAUACAAUUGUAAAAAAAACUGGAGGUCUAUUUAUGCUGGCCAUUAGAUUACUCCAGUUAUUCAGCAAUGAUCAUCGAGAUUUAAAAAAGCUGGUUUCUUUGCUGGGUUUAUUCUUCCAAAUACGAGAUGAUUAUGCCAACUUGAUGCUCGCAGAGUAUUGCGAGAAUAAAAGUUUUUGCGAAGAUUUGACCGAAGGUAAAUUCAGUUUUCCGGUGAUCCACGCUAUGAAUAAGCAUCCUGAAGACACUCAAAUAGCGUGUAUUUUACGGCAACGCACAAAAAGCCACGAUCUUAAGAAACAUUUUGUACUCCUUCUUCAAAAAUUCGGAUCUUUGGACUACACUCAGGAAAAGCUAAAAUCUCUUGCUCAUGAGAUUCGUGCAGAAAUUGUUGCACUUGGUGGAAAUCCUUAUUUAGAGUCUUUGGUUGAAGAACUUGUCUGCAAAAUUUUUCAAAAAUGAAAUUGGUUCAAACAGUGAUGUAAAAAUCUGGAUAUUACUGCCUCAAGCAGUUACUAUUAUUAAUGUUAUUAUUAUUGUUACGUAUUUAUAAUUAUUAUGAUGACGACAAUUUGACAUGACGAGAGUAUUAUCAAACGUAUUAACUUGUGUAUUGCUUGUUUAUCUUGACGUACUUAUAUAAAUGUAGGUCGGAGAAUAUUCAACAACAUUAUUAUGGUGAAAACUGCAUACAUGUGAGAUCGUUAUAAUCGAAUCGAAAAUUCUGAAAACCAGGCUUCCUAGUGCUUACAAAAAUACCGUCUCUCAAAUAAGCAAUAUUAAAAUUAGUAGCGAAAUAUUGUGCGGGUGCUGUACUACUCUAAAAAGGGUUGAUUGUAUAAACUAUAACUUGAAUAUUGACAACUUUAUAGUUUUUAUCAUGCAACCUUAAGCGUGGUUUAAUAAGAGAACUCAAAAUUGUACUUGCUCACAUUUCAAACAACUUUAUGUGUGGAAGAGUUACAUACUUUGUGAAAGAAAGAAUGAAUCAAGUUCGUGUUCUCAGGACUGUUAAAUAUAGAAACAAAUUAAACUAUUACUUAUUGUUAGUUAGGUACUUAGGAUUAAGGUGUAUGGAAUCUAGUUUUGCUACAAAGUAGAAAAAUAGUGCGUGUUCGUUCAUAGGUAGUAAUAAUACUUGCUUUAAAUACUGUAUAGCUAGUUAUAGUCUUUUACUUAGAAAUUCGCACAAUUCAUGAUUGGUAGAGACCAGGUUAAACUUGACGAACGAAUCUUUCUUUAUGUACUGUAUGUAAAAAAGUGUAAAACUGCAUCUUGCAAAAUAUCUACUAAAAUAUCAGUGUAACCUUCAUAUCGAUGACAUUUGAGACCCACAUGUUACAAAAUUCGACAAUAAUCGAAACCUUAUUGACUUUCCAAAUGCUUGAAUCAAAUUGAGCAAAUAUAAAAUCAGAGUGCCAUGCAUGAUGUCUUAUUUCUCCAGAAUUAAAGAAACCGCAGUAAAUACUGUACAAUUUUACAACAAAGAAA
Messenger RNA from Folsomia candida, 2263 nucleotides. RefSeq names its product geranylgeranyl pyrophosphate synthase (gene qm). NCBI's taxonomy places the organism in Eukaryota, Metazoa, Arthropoda, Collembola, Entomobryomorpha, Isotomidae. The transcript is spliced from 10 exons. Gene Ontology annotation, biological process: isoprenoid biosynthetic process. Gene Ontology annotation, molecular function: prenyltransferase activity. Bases 302 to 1234 code for a protein of 310 amino acids. The record is from RefSeq and is a predicted model, not a curated record.